CUCACUUUUGUUCUCAGCAGAGGUGCGGUUGUCUCUGUGUUCUCCAACAUGAGGUCCUCCAGCAGUAUGGUGAGCUAUUCCACGCAGAUCCCCAGGUAUUCCCAGAGCGUACAUUUGCCACAGCGGCAGUCGGCCAUGAGCGGUAGCUCAUUCAUCCUGCGCUCCGCCGGUCGCAGUGGCAUGAGCAUGGCCGGUGGUGGCUAUGGCUAUAGCUCUGGCCUUGGCUUUGGCUCUGGUUUGUCUGCCGCUUCGCUCUCGUUGCGAGGCGGCGCCGGCGGCUUGGUGGGCGAUGAGAAGGGCACCAUGCAGCACCUGAACGACCGCUUGGCCAACUACCUGGCGACGGUGCAGCGCCUGGAGCAGUCCAACCAGGAGCUGGAGAAGGAGAUCCGCGAAUUGUCAGCCAACACUGUUGUCCAAGGGUUCGACUGGUCGGUGUACGAGCAGACGGUCAAACCCCUUCAGAAGCAGAUACUGGACGCCACCCUGCAGAACUCCCAGAUCGCUCUGGAGAUUGACAAUGCCAAGCUGGCGGCUGAGGACUUCCAAAACAAGUGGCAGACCGAGCAGAUGCUACGGCAGUCUGUGGAGAGUGAUAUUGAUGGCCUCCACCAUCUGAAAGAGACCUACCUGCAAUUACAGGGCAGCCUGGCCAAUGACAUCUCUGGGCUGGAGGACGAGAUUGCCUUCAUGAAGAAGAACCACGAUGAGGAGCUGAAACUGCUGCAGCAACAGAGGACCCAAGAGGUUCAUGUUGAGGUGGACUCUGCUCCGGCCGUUGACCUGAAUGUAGCCCUGGCAGAGCUCCGGGAGAAGUACACCACCCUCGCUGACAAUAACCAGGCAGAGCUGGAUAAGUGGUACCGUGAACAGCUCUCGAUUAAAGAAGUAGAAGUGACUCAGAAUGACCAGGCUCUCACCGGUAUUAAAACUGAGAUGUCUCAGCUCCGACAUCAAACACAAAAUCUCGAGACCGAAUACAAUGGCUUACUCGGCAAUAUAAGUGCACUGGAGAGCACCCUGGAUCAAACAGAGGCCUCAUUUGACAAGCAGCUUCAGAGUUUGCAGUUCCAAAUCAGAAGCCUCGAGGGCGAGCUGGGAAGUCUCCGGAGUGAGCAAAUGCGCCUGAAGGGCGAAUAUGACAAGACCCUUAACAUCAAGAUGCAACUGGAAGCUGAGAUAAAUCAGUACAAACGUCUACUGGUUGGCGGCAACCAAAGCAUGGCAGCUGGUGAAUUAUCCGCUGGCCUCGUAUCUGGAGGGACUGGCACAGGAAGUAGUACGAUAACCAUCAAGACCACUGAAACCAGAGAAAAAAUUGUUUCAUGAAGAGUCUGCAGCAGAGGGACUUCCGAGGAGCCUGGAUAAAGGCCCCCACAACUCCUGCUUGCUGCUGGGAUUCCUGGGAUGUGGGCUGCCCUCUGUCCCCUGCCCUUUUACUCUUCACUUUCUGCUUCAGAUAAACAUGGAUGACGGAGCCAGAUGUCCUGUAACUCUCUUCAAGCGGAGUUGCAGUGCUUCCAACAUGGUUGCUAUGGAGACAGCAGCCUUCAUCCUCAGCUGUCCUCACUGAAAGAGAGGCACUGCCAAUCCUACCUACUUCCCUCCUGAACCCAGGUCCAGCCCGCGACGGCUGUAGGAAAACACGGUGUGACUGUUCCUGGGGGCAGAGCAUGUGAGUGAGAUGCUGGCCUGUCUGGGCCCAGGAUAGGGCUGAAGGCCUUGUGUUGUCCGUUGUUCCAUACUUGUCUUGGUCGCUUUCAAUAAACUUCUGCCUGAACCAUAAUGCUGUCAUGUAUCU
Messenger RNA from Mobula hypostoma (lesser devil ray), 1801 nucleotides. Its product is annotated as keratin, type I cytoskeletal 47 kDa-like. NCBI's taxonomy places the organism in Eukaryota, Metazoa, Chordata, Chondrichthyes, Myliobatiformes, Myliobatidae. Gene Ontology annotation, cellular component: cytoskeleton. Bases 49 to 1329 code for a protein of 426 amino acids. The transcript has 10 exons. The record is from RefSeq and is a predicted model, not a curated record. Gene Ontology annotation, molecular function: structural molecule activity.